Molecule: messenger RNA, 1422 nt
Organism: Diutina rugosa
Lineage: Eukaryota; Fungi; Ascomycota; Pichiomycetes; Serinales; Debaryomycetaceae
Gene: PUT1
Product: proline dehydrogenase
Exons: 1
Coding region: 1-1422 (473 amino acids)
Cellular component (GO): mitochondrion
Molecular function (GO): proline dehydrogenase activity; FAD binding
Source: RefSeq, a predicted model, not a curated record
AUGAUCAGAAACACCGGUGCCCGCUAUGCCCCGUUGCUCGCCCGCCCCGUGACCCGUCGUCCUCAGCAAUGGUUCCACUCCACCCCUGAUACUAAGUCUACCGUUGGCGUGCAAAACACCAUCGCCCUGCUGGCGGUGAAGCCCGCGGCCAAGCCCCAGAACCCCGGUGCUUACCUUAAGGACUUUACUCCUUCAGAAUUGAUGCUGUACUUCUGUAUCGGCAUGGCCACCUUGAACAAGCCCAUCCUCAACAUGUGCAUCAAGGCGUUCCCCUACGUGCCUAUGUGGAUGAUCAAGACGUUUGUCUACAAGAUCUACUGCGGUGGUGAGACCAUCGAGGAAGUUAAGGCCACCGGUGAGCGUUUGGCCACCCAAAGAGGUAUCAACAACAUGAUGAUCUCGUUGACCAUCGAAGCCUGUGAUGGUAACGACAACGUCGACCCUGAAUACAUUGUCAAGGAGACUGCUCGUUCCGUGCACGAGAUUCUCGUCCCCCACACCGCUAAGAUGAUUGAGACUACUGGUAAAGACAUCAACCUGAUCCCCCCCGGUUACGUGGCGUUGAAGCCUACUGGUUUCGCCCACGACGCUGCUAACGUGUUGAGAUACUACAACACUACCAAGAAGGCUGAAUUCGAAGACCUUGUCGCCAAGGCGCUGACUGUCGUCGCCGCCAUCUCGGAAGCCAACGCCAAGUUGCACCAACAAUAUCCUGACCGUGUGGCUCCUUUCGUCGUUGCUGUCGUUGACGCUGAAAAGCAUGAGCUCCAAGAAGGGGUCUACGAAUUGCAAAGACGCUUGUACCAACAAUACAACCCGUUGAACCUGCCCGCGCAAGUGGUGGGCACGUUGCAAAUGUACUUGAGCGAACUGGCGGAGCUUUUGGCCAAGGAAGAAAAGCUUGCCAAGCAAGGCAACUACCGGUUGGGGCUCAAGCUCGUCAGAGGCGCCUACAUCCACUCGGAAAAGCAGCGUGACACCAUCAUCCACGCCACCAAGGAAGACACCGACGCCAACUACAACCAAGGUAUCCUGUACUGCAUCGACCAGAUCAUGAGCCAGCUGGCCAAGGACAAGAACACCGCCACCAUCGGCCACCUCGUCGUCGCCUCGCAUAACGGCGACUCGCUCAAGCUCGCGUCGCAAAAGUUGUUUGGUGACGAAGCCAGCCGCAACAACAUCUACAAGGCCAACGUCGUCUUGGGCCAAUUGUUGGGUAUGGCGGACAACAUCACCUACUCGUUGACCAAGAACUACGGUGUCGACAACGUCAUCAAGUACGUCCCCUGGGGUCCUCCUUUGGAAACCAAGGAGUACUUGUUGAGAAGAAUGGAGGAGAACGGCGACGCUGUGCGCUCCGACAACGGGUUCCCGUUGGUGAAGGCGGUGUGCCGUGAAGCGUGGAGACGGGUUUUUGCAUAG